Messenger RNA from Amyelois transitella, 2950 nucleotides. RefSeq names its product beta-mannosidase. Gene Ontology annotation, biological process: glycoprotein catabolic process; carbohydrate metabolic process. Bases 107 to 2785 code for a protein of 892 amino acids. Gene Ontology annotation, molecular function: beta-mannosidase activity. The record is from RefSeq and is a predicted model, not a curated record. Lineage: Eukaryota; Metazoa; Arthropoda; Insecta; Lepidoptera; Pyralidae. The transcript is spliced from 12 exons.
CGAUAAAACAAGUAGGUAUGGUCGCACAUCCUUGUCCGAGUGUGCAGUGAUAUCACGGCAAUCUCCACAUUGUAUAUGGUAAAUUGACCACGCAUUCGUGUUCAAAAUGCUCGGAAAAGGCUGUUUGGUGAUAGUGCUUGUGGCAUCAAUAAUUAAAAAUGUUUUUUGUACGAUAGACAUAUUGGAUUUGAGCUCCAAAAACGCUGUAUGGACUGUGACGAAUAAAAAUGGAAGUUUAUUUCUGCCAGCCACGGUGCCGGGCGGCAUUUACUCAGACCUACAAAAUGUUGGAGUGAUCGGAGAUAUCUUCAGCGGGUUUAACGACGUUCUCACAAGAUGGGUUGCCUACGAUACAUGGACUUAUACGGGAAAAUUUAAUGUGACUGAAGCCCAAAUGGAAGCAAAAACAGCUCAUUUAGUAUUUUACGGUUUGGACACAGUAGCGUUUAUUGAUCUCAAUGAUUCGCCAAUCGGAAGCACUAAUAAUAUGUUUGUGAGGUACUUGUUUGAUGCAAAGAACCAUUUGAAGGUAGGAGAGAAUGUGCUGAAAGUUGCGUUCGCAUCACCAAUAGACGUGGCUCGUACUUUAUCAGAGAAGCAUUUCACUGCUCCAAAAUGCGUUCCGCAAUUAUACAAUGGAGAAUGCCAUGCCAACCAGAUGAGGAAGAUGCAGGCAUCUUUCUCUUGGGACUGGGGACCGGCUUUUCCAUCUGUUGGCAUCUGGAGACCAGCGGUCUUAGAAUUUUAUAACGGCGCUAUCAUACGAUCAAUCACCACGUUUACUGAAAAGCAGAAUAUGAAGUGGCAUUUAAAAAUAAAGGCUUAUUUAGAAUCUGACCGCACCAGAAAACAUAUUGUGGGGUAUCUCUCUGCUGCCAUAACAGUAGAAGGAAAACAAACAAUAACGGUUGGAAAGGACGUAGAUGUUCAGACCAGAGACGAUGGAACAGUGGAAGUAGAUAUUAACAUGGUUUUAAGUGAGAACGUUAUUCGACAUUGGUGGCCUAACGGGUACGGUGAACAACAAUUGUACGACCUGAAAGUCUUCUUGUCCACGAAAGGCAAUAAAGACGAGGUAUCCGAGAAACAUCUUAAGAUUGGCUUUCGAACUAUUGAAGUGAUUCAAGAGAAUGCGACUAAAGUUCUGGGUAAUACAACCGCUGGCCAAGGCUUGACCUUCUACUUUAAGAUCAAUGGUUACCCGCUGUUCAUGAAAGGUUCCAACUGGAUACCAGCGCACAUUCUACCGGAACGCGGGGAUGACAGAUCAAUAGUCGACGGACUACUAUCAGCUGCUAGAGACGCACACAUGACGAUGCUGCGAGUGUGGGGAGGCGGUGUUUAUGAGUCCGACUACUUUUAUCAAAAAUGCGAUGAGCUGGGUAUUUUGAUUUGGCAGGAUUUCCUCUUUGCAUGUUCCAUGUACCCAGCUUAUACGGAGUUUUUGAAUACCGUGAAGACUGAAAUAGAGCAAAACGUAAUUCGCCUUCAACACCACCCUUCCGUUGCUCUAUGGGCUGGAAACAAUGAAAAUGAAGUGGCGCUACGAGGUAACUGGUACAAUACUAUAUCCCAGUUCGACAGAUACAAGGAAGACUACAUCAAACUCUAUGUAGAUACCAUAAGGCCUAUUGUGACUAAUUUGGAUAACAAAGAGUAUGCUGUAUCAAGUCCAUCAAAUGGAAUAAAAUCUGAACAGGAAGGCUAUAUCGCUCAGAAUCCCUACGAUCCUCAUUUUGGAGACACGCAUUAUUAUAACUACUUAGCUGACAAUUGGGAUAUGAAUAUCUAUCCUCAAACAAGGUUCGCAUCAGAAUACGGUUUUCAAUCAUUGCCUUCUAUAGCCACUAUGAGAACUGCUACGACCAAUCCUGAAGAUUUUAAGAUAGAUAGUGAAUACUCAAAGCACAGGCAACACAGUCCGAACGGAUACUCGUACAUUGAAGAACAGAUGAAAGAACAUUUGAAUCUAGAUCCAAGUGACCCAAAAUAUUACGAGAAAUUUGUAUUCUACAGUCAGAUCAGUCAAGCAAUGGCUAUGAAAGCAGAGUCCGAGUUUUACAGACAGGGCCAGGCAGACUGGUAUACUAUGGGGGCGCUCUACUGGCAGCUGAAUGAUGUGUGGCAAGCGCCCACCUGGUCUGGGAUCGAGCACGGCGGCAGAUGGAAGUUGAUGCAUUAUUACGCCAAGUGGUUCUUCGCACCCGUGCUUGUAUCUCCACGGCUUUUGUUGAGUGGAGACGUCAAUGUUUACCUUAUAAAUGACAGAUUCGUGCCGAUAGUGGAAGCCCAGAUCAUUGUCGAGGUUUUCAACUGGAGUAGCCUGACGCCAAUCAGGUCUCAAUCAUACUCAGCUGAUGUAGGGUCUCUCACGGCUAAGAAGCAAGAUAUCAAACUGACUAUGUGGAAUGACAAUACGGGGGAAACCUUCUUAAGGUUUACACUCAAAGCUCCCGGCGUGGUGUCGUCGCCGUACAACUACGUGUUCCCGAAACCGUUCAAAACUGUAACAGGGUUGAGGGAGCCACGAAUUCAGAUCAAUGUAUCAGGGCCCCAAGGACCUGGCCCUAAGUUCUAUUAUCCAGUGGACAUAAAAGUGGACACAGUGGUGCUCUUCCUUUGGCUAGAAACGAAUAAAGUUUUUAAUGAACAUCACACUGGCUAUUUUGAAGACAACGGCCUUAUAGUGACCAACCCGUACAUAAGGAUCAACUUUAUUAGUAAAGAAACAUUGUCACCUAAAGAUAUUGAAGCGGCUAUAACGUAUCAAUAUUAUGUUAAUUAAAAGGAUACUCAGUAACUCAGCCAGUACCUGGGUGGCCGAAAUCGAAAACGCGAGUACAAAUACCAAAUAUUGCUCAAUAGCAUAAGUAUUAUGUAACAAAGAAAUAAAAAAUAAUAAAAGAUAUUUGUGAAGAGUCGAAUAUAUCAAUAAAUUUUUUGAAUCGAA